ACACACACACACACACACACACACACACACACACACACACACACACACACACACACACACAUCCUGCACAAACAUCUCACAAUGUGCAAACACCAAACACUGCAAACAUCACUGAACGUCCAAGGAAUUGACUGUACACACAUCAUUGACUCCCCACACAGUCCACUUACACAGUGGCUAGAGAGGGCUGUCAUCACACACACACACAGACAUGUUGUUUUUCACAAUAUGGUCAACAGGGUGAAAUAGAUUUAGAUCUGGGGGUUGGGCCGGGCUUUAAUUACUGAUUAUUUAUUGAUUGCUUUUACACAUGGAGUUGUAGUAGACUAGUGGAGUGCGAAUGACACUGUUCCACAUGUGGUAAUGUUCAUGAUUGCACUGCAGCACUAAGUCAGCAUAUUACGGUUUUGGAUUUAUAUUUCAGACUUGUUUUAGAUUUGUUAGACUUAUAAAUGUUAUUUUGUGGUUUUAAAGCAAUAGUAUAUAGAAGCUGUGUGUAUGCGUGUGUAUGGUUGAGUGUGGUUUGAGUGUGGUGGAUGUGUGCACCUGUCAUGAAUAAGGGGCUAGAUACUAACUACAGCGGGGGAGAUUUUCACCAGGCAUAACCACACCCCAACUGGAGCAAAUCAAACAUGUAGCAUGAAGAUUCUUCUUUGACUUCUACAUUUGUGAAAGUGUGUCAGCUCGAAACUCAAAGCAGUAUUUUGUAACACUUUUUAUAAUUUUUCUACUUGAGUAGUUUAAUUUAUUUUUGUGUGUAUUUAAAAGUUUGGUGUAACCUAAGGUACAAUGUACUUACCCAAGCUGAAUAAUAAGGGGUAUAAAACACUUUAAUUUUCAUGUAAGAACAUGUUACAUGUGACUAUGUUUAAACCUAACCUUGACCCCAACCAUAGUAGUACACUUAACUACAUUUACUUAAAUAACAAGUACAUACUGCUAAUGAAUUAAGUAUGGUACAAGCAUAUUGUGUAACUAAGACUUCGUCAAAAUUUAGUGCAACCAAUAGUUAUACUAAUGCUUCAGUAAUUAAAACAUGAGAUUGGAUUAACCUUUAUCUUUAUAAAUGUUAUAUAUUUUAAAAACAACCAAUUGCAAAAUUAAUUACAACCACAGAGCCAAACCAUGUUGUUUAAGAUGACUUUACAGUGUGAUUUAUCUCUUUAUUUGCCUUGCUUUUGUGAUAGACUGGAAGUAGAGGAUCCAGCCUUUGGUUUAGUCUUGUGGUGUGCAUAUGUUGUUGUAUUGUUAUUUAAGGAUUUUAAGUAAGAAAUUAUUUCCAUUUAUGCAUUCUCUUAAUCCUGUCCACAUAGCAUUGGAAGCAUUGUACAUUGGUUUGCUUUAGUCCCGUCUGUAAUAUGGGAUUGUUAUUCUGUAUUUAAACUUGUCACAUCAUCAGUGCAAUUUCACUGGUUAACAAGAUGCAAUCUUCUUUUGCAAGUUCCUUUUUUACUUUCAGUCAGUGUGAGGCAUGAGUUCACAACUUUCUUCCCCUGUUUCGGCUUCGAUCACUAAAGACUACUUUGCAAUAUCAACUGUUGUCUUCAUCAUUGCACAAUCUUUUUCUUAAAAGUAGAAAAAUCGUUUAAGUUCUGAUUGACUGGAAUUAACAUUGCUGCAGAAAGUCCAGAUGUGUCAAUAAAAAGAUAUCGCUUGUCGCUACUGUUCAGCACAUUUUUGUGUGUAUACUAUGCAGUCUUUGAUAGAAUGAACACAUAAACAUUAACAGCCUUUUAUGGUGUUUUGAGAGUACAAAGAACCAUCCUUAAAAAAAGUUUACUAGCCUUCUCUCCUGCUUGUAACUGUAACUGCCACAUGCGAGACGCAUCCAUAGUUCAGGGUCUUUUGCCUUGUGUUCUUGAAUAGAAAAAAGGCAUAGUCUUCAGAGGUUUUUGCUCCCACACGGAAUGCCCAUUCAUAAGAAAGAUGGGCGGUGCUGGUAAUACGGUGGCAAUGCAGGUUGAUAGACGUGUUGCACUCGCUGGGAAGUGGGCAUUUGCAUCUGGAAGUUGCUCGCUCGCUCUCAGAAACCGCUGUGUUGGCUACUUCCGCAAGAGUAAGCAUAUAAAGAGAUCAUCGUGACAACAAGCCUAUUUCCACAACGGCACUGUAUGCAGAGAGAAGACUUUAUAUCAUCCCUGUACUCUUUGCAUGAUUUUAAGCGCCACCGGGACAUUUGUAUCUGUUCUGCAGUGUCUAUAACAAGCUGUUGCCUGCGGAGCAUGGAGACGGGACCCGAGGAAUGCGAGUUAGGAGGGGACAGCGACUCGUUGCCCUACCAAAAAAGAAUGUGGAAGCAAUUUCAAGCGAAAUCCAAACCGUUUAUGAGCAAUAAACUUGUCUCAAGUCGCAGUGAAGGGAAAAAAGAGGGCGGGAUCUGGAUAUUUAAGAAGAAGAAACAGCAUCAAAACGCCCUUGUCCGCACGCUGUCCUCCUCUCAUCCCAACCUGCACACUUUAGGAUCGUUGUGUGUCGGUGAAGAAGACAAGCCCCCCCGUUGCGGCACAGCGGAGCCGCGCAUCAGCAAGGCACGGGUGAUGUUACACGAAAACACUGCGGGGGGAGAGAUGGCCAAACAGGCGGGGACGGUGAAACAGAGCAGCCCUAAACCCACCGUGUCACAUUUGGUGCAAUCCCAUCACAAAAGCGCCUCUCUCGGCUCGGCGUGCCUCGAGUCGUCGCAGAGGGACCCUGUGCCCAGAGAUGAGGAGAAAAAACAGCUGGAUAACAGGGGGUUGAGUAUCCAUGCCCCUGGGCAGCGUAGCGCAUCGCCCGCCCUCCCCUUCUCCGGCAUGCUCCAGCUGGACAUUGUGCUCAAAAAGGGCAACAACCUGGCCGCACGAGACCGAGGAGGAACAAGUGAUCCGUAUGUGAAGUUUAAAUUGUCUGGUAAAGAAGUGUAUCGCAGCAGAACCAUCCAGAAGAAUCUGAACCCCGUGUGGGAAGAGAGAGUCUGUCUAAUAGUGGAUAGCCUGCAUGAGCCACUGUAUAUAAAAGUGUUUGACUAUGACUUUGGCCUUCAUGAUGACUUUAUAGGCUCAGCCUAUCUUUACCUUGAGUCUCUGGAACAGAACAGGCCUCUGGAUGUGUCACUGGACCUGAGGGACCCCCAUCACCCCCAGCAGGACCUGGGCACCCUGGACCUUGUAGUCACUCUGGCCCCCAAAGACAGGGUGGACAACGAGGCAAAAGCAGGCCUGAAAGCGUACCGGUGGAAGCCUUACGUAUCUAAAACUAUGCUUCUCAGGAGGAGCUGGAAGAGAUCCAGCAAGACUCAGCAGCAGAGUCUCCGGCUGUCGGACCUGCACAGGAAGUGUCAACUGUGGAGUGGCAUCGUGAGCAUCAGCCUCAUCGAAGGUCGUGACCUCAUUCCCAUGGACCAGAAUGGCUUCAGUGACCCCUACGUCAAGUUCCGCCUCGGACAUCAGAAGUACAAAAGCAAGACCAUGCCAAAGACACUGAACCCCCAGUGGAGGGAGCCGUUUGACCUGCACCUGUAUGAGGAGGAGGGCUACCUGCUGGAGAUAUCAGUCUGGGACAAGGACACAGGACGGCGAGACGACUUCAUUGGACGGUGUCAGCUGGACCUGUCCACACUGAGUAAAGAGCACACUCAUAAACUAGAGCUCCCCCUAGAGGAGGAGAAGGGUAUGGUGGUGCUUCUGAUCACUCUCACUGCCUCCACUGCCGUCUCCAUCUCUGACCUGUCAGUCAACAUACUGGACGACCCUCAUGAGAGACAGCAGAUUGACAAGAGAUAUGGUCUUCUGAGGUCCUUCACUAACGUUAAGGAUGUGGGUGUUGUCCAGGUUAAAGUUCUACGAGCAGAGGGACUGAUGGCUGCCGAUGUCACUGGGAAGAGUGACCCGUUCUGUGUGGUGGAGCUGUGGAACGACAGGCUACAGACACACACCGUCUACAAGAACCUCAGCCCAGAGUGGAAUAAGGUCUUCACUUUGAAUGUGAAAGACAUCCAUUCUGUGCUGGAGGUUUCAGUGUAUGAUGAAGACCGUGAUCGCAGUGCAGAUUUCUUGGGCAAAGUGGCCAUUCCUCUUCUCCAUAUCCACAACGGCGAACAGAAGGCCUACGUGCUGAAGAACAAGGAGCUGACAGGGCCAACAAAGGGGGUCAUCUUCCUCGAAAUAGACGUCAUCUUCAACUCCGUGAAGGCCAGUCUAAGGACAGUGGUGCCGGCUGAAAGGAAAUACAUUGAGGAAGAACAAAAAGUCUCCAAGCAGCUGUUACAGCAAAACUUCAGCCGAGUGAAACGGUGCAUCUUGUUCCUCAUUAACGUGUGCAACUACAUCAACAGCUGCUUUGAGUGGGAGUCCCCACAGAGGAGCAUCCUCGCCUUUCUGCUGUUUGUGGUGGUGGUGUGGAACUUUGAGAUCUACAUGGUUCCCCUCUCCCUGCUGUUGCUUUUGGCGUGGAACUACUUCCUGCUGGCGUCGGGGAAGAAGAGUCGUGAUGGAGACGUGGAAGCUGUGGAGGACUUCCUGCAGGACGAGGUGGAGGAGUACGAUAGAGAUGACAAGGACUCAGAAAAGAAAGGCUUCAUAGACAAGCUGUAUGCUAUCCAGGACGUGUGUGUGAGCGUGCAGAAUGCUCUCGAUGAGGUGGCUUCCUAUGGGGAAAGGAUAAAGAACACCUUCAACUGGACGGUGCCUUUCCUGAGCUGGCUGGCCAUCGCCUCGCUGUCUGUGGCCACCCUCGUCAUCUACUUCAUCCCCCUCAGAUACGUGGUGCUGGUCUGGGGUGUCAGCAAGUUUACGCGCAAGCUGCGCGACCCCUACAUGAUUGACAACAACGAGCUGUUGGACUUCCUGUCCCGAGUGCCCUCUGACGUGCAAGUGAUUCAGUAUCGAGAGCUGAAACUGGACCCAGGACAAAGCCCCAGCAAACGAAAGCGGAACAACCCAGGCUAGAGCUCCCCUGCGAAAAAACUUUUUUUAUUUAUUCAAAAACAUAAAGCACAGCUCAUGUACAUUUCUUUGUGAAUGCUGUAAAGACACUUGUAUUUGUACAAUUGUACACACUGUAAAAAGUGAUAUGGUAGCAGCCCAGGGUUGUACCAGUCUGCAGGAAUACCUCAGCAGCUUUCGGUACAACCCUCAUAUGUCCUCUCUUCUUGAGUGAGCACACUGCCAUCUGUAAAACUAAUACACACAUUCAGGCCAUCAUAACUUUGUAAUCUUUUUUUAUAUUACACCAGAUGUUACAUCGAUGAAGAUUUUCUGUACAUCUCACUCACGACAUAAGAGAAGAGUGUGUUGCAGCUAUUAUGAAUGCCAAGGUCCAUUUUAAUCAGUUGCAGUUACCAGUUAUUGUUUACCAUGAAAUGCAGCACCUAAUGAAGUACCUAAUGAUUAUUUAAAUGUUAUUUGAUUCAGUUCUCCCUGCUGAGCUUUUC
This is a messenger RNA of Clupea harengus (Atlantic herring), 5410 nucleotides long. RefSeq names its product multiple C2 domains, transmembrane 1b (gene mctp1b). Gene Ontology annotation, biological process: regulation of neurotransmitter secretion. NCBI's taxonomy places the organism in Eukaryota, Metazoa, Chordata, Actinopteri, Clupeiformes, Clupeidae. Gene Ontology annotation, cellular component: synaptic vesicle membrane. Gene Ontology annotation, molecular function: calcium ion binding. The record is from RefSeq and is a predicted model, not a curated record. The coding region runs from base 2112 to 4925 and encodes 937 amino acids. The transcript is spliced from 22 exons.